Messenger RNA from Rotaria socialis, 1623 nucleotides. Lineage: Eukaryota; Metazoa; Rotifera; Eurotatoria; Philodinida; Philodinidae. The record is from the annotation of a GenBank genome assembly.
AUGCUUUAUCGUAGUAAUUUAAUUAAAACCUCACAACGAUGUUAUUCAAGUGGAUCUCGACUAAAUGCAUUUAUUAAAUCAAAAUUAAUGUCAGCUGAAGAUAUUGCAGAAAAACUUCCUGAAAAAGUAACACUAGGCGCAUCUGGUUUUACACCGGCUGGUUAUCCAAAAGUAGUCCCCGGUGCCUUUGCUCGAAGAAUUGAAAAUUCUAAGAAUCCAGAAAAGUUUUCAAUUAAUUUAUAUACUGGCGCAUCGACUGGUGAUGAACUUGACGGAGUUUUAGCACGUACAGGGAGAUUAAAAUUAAGAAUUCCCUAUCAAUCACACCCCGAUAUUAGAAGUUUAAUUAAUAAAGGAAAAUUAAAUUAUAUUGAUAUGCAUUUAAGCCAUGUUAGCAAGUAUAUUCGAGAAGGAAUAUUCCCAUCAAUUGAUGUUGCUGUGAUUGAAGCUUGUGAUGUCACUGCUGAUGGUAGAAUUUAUUUAACUAAUUCAAGUGGAAUGAGUGCAACAUAUUUAGCUUUAGCUAAAGAUAUUUAUAUUGAAUUAAAUGAAGCACAUCCAUUAGAAAUGAAAGGUCUUCAUGAUAUAUAUUUACCUGAGCUUCAUACUGGAAGACCAAUUAAUAUUGAUUAUGUUGAUGAUAGAAUUGGCACACCAUAUGUUCGUGUUAAUCCUGAGAAAAUAAAAGGAAUCGUUUUAACAAAUGAAUAUGAUUCAUCUCCAGGUUUUAAAAAACCUGAUGAGGCCAGUUUUAAAAUAGCAAAUCAUAUUCUUGAAUUUAUUCUUCACGAAAUAAAGCAUGACAGAAUUCCAAAAAGUUUACUUCCAUUUCAAUCGGGUGUUGGCAACGUAGCUAAUGCUGUUUUGGCGUGUAUAGCUCGAGAUAAUCGGUUUAAAGCUAUUGAAAUGUAUACUGAAGUAAUACAAGAUUCAAUAUUUGAUUUACUUGAUAGUGAUAAACUUCGUUUUGCAUCAACAACAGCAUUAACGUUUUCACCAGAAGGACAAAAACGCUUUCAUGAACAAUUACAUGAUCUCAAGUCAAAGUUUAUUUUACGUCCAAUGGAAAUAUCGAAUAAUCCAGAAGUGAUUCGUCGAAUCGGUCUUAUUACAAUGAAUACAGCAUUAGAAGCGGAUAUUUAUGGAAAUGUUAAUUCAACACAUGUUCUUGGGUCUUCUAUGAUGAAUGGAAUUGGUGGAAGCGGAGAUUUUACUAGAAAUGCUUAUUGCUCAAUAUUUAUGACUCCAUCAAUAGCUAAAGGUGGAAAAAUUUCAGCAUUUGUUCCAAUGGUGUCACAUGUUGAUCAUAAUGAACAUUCUGUUCAAAUAAUGGUUAGCGAACAAGGUUUAGCUGAUUUACGUGCUAAAAGUCCCAAGGAACGAGCUAAAUUAAUUAUUGAAAAAUGUGCUCAUCCAAUGUACAAAGAUCUAUUAAGAGAUUAUUUUCAACAUGCUCAACAUGUUUCAUUUGGUCAACAUACACCACACGAUCUUAAACAAGCUCUUUCAUGGCAUGUUCGACUACAAGAAACUGGUUCUAUGCAUCCUGAUUAUAAAAAAUUAGAAGAUAUAAUAGAAAACACUCAACAAAAUGUCGUUCAAAGAAUCGCUUUGAGAAAUUAA